AUGGGCCCCCCCCCAACAGCUGCCUCUGGCGCGGCCGGGGGUGCACUGCGACAAACGGGCACAGCCUCCUCAGGAGUGUCGCAAUCUGCGUCCAGCGGUGUCCCUUCGUCUGCGAACGCUUCGCCUUCCUCGUCUGCUACCGCUUCGACGUCUCCGCUGAUUGAAAACCCCGCGAGCGCCUUCCCAGCGCCGUACGGGCGACCUCUGGUAGACGCUCAGACCUCAGGCGUCUCCAGCGCGGCCCCGGCGGCCUCUGCAGCCAACUCGGGCGCGCUCAUCGGUGCACUCGCUCCGCCUCCCGGGAGGUUCACUGGAAAUCCGCCUGCGUCGCCGGGCGGCCGUCAGACCCAGCAGGCGCUGGGAGGCGGCCCGGUCAGCCGCGGAGGCUCCAGCAGACAGCGCGGCGAAGACAGGGGCGCACGGACCCCAUCCGACGCUCGCGCUUUGCCCGGAUCGGGCGGGAACGCGUCUGCGGGGCCGCGCAGCUGGGGCCCCGGGAGUCUGAAUCAGCCAGGAAAGGGGGCGAGGGGGGAUGGCGCCCAGCAGGCCGUGGCUGAGAGCCAGGAAGCGCCGCACCCCAGGGGGAAUGGAGGCAACGCUCCUCCGUUCUCCAGCACCCCGUUCUCCAGCGCUCCGUUCUCCAGCGCUCCGCCUUUCUCGGGUUCGCCUGCAUCGCAGGCCUCGGGCGGCGGCAGGUCGCGGCCGCAAGCGGGCGAGACUCGCGGGGCCUCUGGAGGACAGGCGCCGCACAAGUGGCGCGGCGGACCCGUCGCCGUUCCCGGGGGCUCGAGCAACAACGGAAGUCCGGCGACCGCGAAUGCCCAGAAGUUUUACAAAACAAAGUUCUGUCCUUGGUACCCACUGCGGCGGUGUACCCACGGCGACCAGUGCAGCUGGGCACAUUCUGAGCAGGAGCUCCGGGGGUUCGGAGGGGCCAGAAAUCCGAGGGGAGCCUCGCCAGGCGGAAGCGUCUCCGGGGGCGGAGGGAGACAAGAAGGAAAGGGGCGAGAACGGAAUGCAGGAUCCAGCGGGGAUCCCGGCACUCACGCCAUCGACGGGUCUCCCAGCGGUACAGCCCUGGGCGGACUCGGCCUCGAGAGAUCCGAAGGCGGCGACAACGGAGCGUUUGGAGCCGGGCAGGGACUCGGCGUGGCUGUGGGCGAUCGUGGGGUGGAGGCUUCCCAGGGUCAGCAUCACGGAAUCGGAGGCCCACGGAGGGGAAAUGUCGCCUCUGGCGGCGGCCUAAUGGCUAGCGAAGAUUCGGCGCCUGGGCCCCCCAGUGACAGGCCUACGGGGUCGGAACAACCGCACUACCGUGGCGGCAUGGCCUGGGGAGGAGGCAGCCGCGGUUCAACGUCCAGCGGUUCUUACCAUCACCCCCCUCCGCGUAGUGGAGGAGCCGAGACAGGCGGUGCGGCGAGCGGUAGAACGAGCGGCGGAAUGUCUCACUACUCGCCCCAUGCCAACAAGGAGACGCAUGAGCAUCCCUCGGAUGCGUCUGGAGGUCCAUCACGGAGCAGGGGAACUGGAGGAGCUCCUGGAACAGGAGACCGGCCCAGCCACGGACUCGCGCAAGACGCGGCUGGGCCGUCCGUUCUCUUUCAGACAGGUGGAGGGCCCCCCAGUAGCGGAAAGAAUGCAGGUGGAGGCAUUCUAGGCGGGGCGCACUCGAGUGGAGUUGGAAGUGGGGCGCACGCGGGAGGCGCUCAUGGCGUGCUUUUUCACCACGGAGGGCCGGGAGGGUUUCACGGACCUGACAAGCGCAAGUUGUGUCCGUACUUGUCGCGGAAAACCGGUUGUUACAAAGGUGCCGAUUGCCGCUUUGCACAUUCGGAGGAAGAAGCUCUGAAUGCGGCGUUUCGACACCAAGCGCUCAUUGGUGGCCUUGCCGAACUGAGCGCGGAUGGUUUGAAGCCUGGAUGCAUUCACCCUGUCGGGCCAGAUGUGUGUGCCUCCGUGAUGAUGCAGAGAUGCGACCCAGAAGGCCUCGGUCGAGGAGAGGGCCUUCUCCUCGAUCCAGCAAUGGGAUUCCUUCCAGCACAUCCAAAGGUAUCGGAGAACUACGCAUUGCUGGGCGCGAUGGCGGGGUACGAGGGAGUUGGGUUUCUUCAGGGAGACGCCAGUUUGCCUUCGCAAGGAGGGGCGGCCCGAGACGACGGAGGACACGGCGCGAAAGAGAAUCGGACGCCGGGGACAGGUGGAGGCGCGGCUUUGGGGGGACAGGGAGACGGGGACCAAAGGGAUGUGCCUGCCAGUGGGACAGGCGGCGCGACAGGCGUUUGCGACACUGCUGGAGCCUCGCUGCACGCAGGAACUGGUUCGUGUGCGUCAGGACCAGGAGGGGCGCGUGGUGCCGGUGCCUCGCACCACCACACUCAGGGGCGUUUCACCGCCGCUCCAGGGCGUCGAGGAACCGGUCCGCAGGGGAGUGGGCGACAGCCUGACCCCGGCAGUCCCGCGGGCGGAAACGGAACGUCGCCUGCGUCUUUUGGGUCGGGACACCAGGCGCCGGGGAGUCACACGGGCGCACCGUCCAGAGAGCAUGCGCCGCAGCGGUCGCCUCAUCCCAUGCAAAAUGCGGCAGCAGCGGCGAUUGCCGCUGCACGCUUGGACGCGAGUCCGGCCUCGAUGGGGUCCUACUGGCUUCAGGCGUCCCACGCGCAUGCGCUUCCACACGCAGCCCAAGCUGGCUCCAUGGCCUCUGGACCCGCGACGCCGUCGGGGCCUUUAAGCCCCGUGUGUGUCCCCUUUGGGGGCGCGGGAUCGGCUUCGCACCACGCGCUAAUGGGACCGGGAGGACCGCCGAGCGCGCACCCUGGAGGGGCCCUCCUCGCUGCUGGGAACUCACGUGGACUCUAUUUAGCUCCAUUCGGCGGGCCGGGUUCCGGAGGCAGCGGAGGACUGGGCGUCGUGCCGGUCGUGAUGCAGUUUCUGGCGUCCACGGAAGAGCUCAAUGCAGCAGCGCCUUUGUUUUACGAGGACUAA
Messenger RNA from Neospora caninum, 2985 nucleotides. Its product is annotated as putative zinc finger (CCCH type) protein. Bases 1 to 2985 code for a protein of 994 amino acids. Gene Ontology annotation, molecular function: metal ion binding. The record is from RefSeq and is a predicted model, not a curated record. NCBI's taxonomy places the organism in Eukaryota, Apicomplexa, Conoidasida, Eucoccidiorida, Sarcocystidae. The transcript has a single exon.